Panicum virgatum (switchgrass) is the source of this 1245-nucleotide messenger RNA. RefSeq lists its product as uncharacterized. The record is from RefSeq and is a predicted model, not a curated record. The transcript has 8 exons. NCBI's taxonomy places the organism in Eukaryota, Viridiplantae, Streptophyta, Magnoliopsida, Poales, Poaceae. The coding region runs from base 1 to 1245 and encodes 414 amino acids.
AUGGCGGGCCGUCGCAGGCCAGGGAAGGAGCCAGCUGGCGAACCUUCAGGGGGUCCAGUUGUUGGCAACCCAGAAAACCAUCCUAUCGUGAUAAGCGAACAAGGCUGCACGCUGAUCAUUGAAAGCAACAAGAUUCCAGGGACACCAUUGCAGCCAGCUACGUGUGAGGGGACACGCUAUGUUGCUCUGAGCAGGACGAUACAAGAUGCUUGCAACAUGCACAACACAUUGGUCAUGUGUGAUCACCCGAACAUACUCAAACCAAUUGGUGUUUGGACAGACCCUAGCGACAACAGGAAAGCAUACAUUGCGGUCGCAUCAGUUGACAAUGCACUUAACAACCUUGCAAAGGAACAGUUGUUUUGCAUCGAGGGGCGAAUUUGCCGUGGAUUUUCUGCACUUGGGUUCAGGAUGUUUAAGGACAUUUUCACGGCAAUACAGUAUGUCAAUAGUAGAUAUGAGGGAGGCGCUACAUCCAGUGACAACAACACUCCCCCUAUUCAAUUGUUUCCGAUGAUGCUAGAACCCAGGAACAUAUUUGUGAAGAUGGCAAAUGGCAAGGCUCGAGUUAUGCUGGGUAAUUUUAAAACAAAGUUAUCAGAUGUGUAUGUUUCAAGAAGCAGCAGGGGCGCUCGCCGAGAAAUUACAAGGGAUAACAUAGAAAAAGUGCACUGGAAGGAAGUUGGACACUGUCUCACCGAACUUUACAAGACUUAUGAAGCCAGUAGAGAGUUGACUGAACUUGCUACGUUCUUGACAGAUGGAGAAGUAACAUAUGAUAGCCUACUCUGGCAACCAGGUAUAUGGGAUGCACGCACCAAAAUGCAAUUCGUAAGAGAGAUAUAUUUUCUUCUCGAUAGUGAACGGGAUAACGAGAAAACUCCUUUUGAAAGUACACCAAGGGGAAAAGUAUUGAAGAAGAAGAAUUCUCUUGGCCUCCUUCCUAUCAUGAAAGAAUUUUCUCCUCCGAUGAACGAAAAUACCGGUCAGGAAAAACCAAUUAAAGAAAAUCACUUGCUUGACUCUGUGAUUUUUCUCAGGAACAAAAUUGUAGCUCAUUUUGAUGAUGAAUACCGUCGUUUUAAGGGCUCCAAGGGAGAGGUAUAUACAAUAAUACAAAGCAGAAAAGAUGACUACAUGAUAACUCUCGCUAGGACAAUACGGGAACUGGGGUGGAUACCCAAAUCUCCGGUUACACGUGGUGAGAAUGAUUACAUGGCAUGCUUCUACACGAUGAAGAUAUAA